Messenger RNA from Gaeumannomyces tritici R3-111a-1, 317 nucleotides. RefSeq lists its product as hypothetical. Lineage: Eukaryota; Fungi; Ascomycota; Sordariomycetes; Magnaporthales; Magnaporthaceae. Bases 85 to 291 code for a protein of 68 amino acids. The record is from RefSeq and is a predicted model, not a curated record. The transcript has 2 exons.
CCACCAAGCAUCUCCUAAAGGCCUUAAAAGAUUAUCAAUAUAUUAACCACCCUCCAAGCCGAUCAUUGAUCCCCUUGUAACACCAUGUCCAGCCUCGACGUGUUAUUGUCUAUUCUGAGCCACCCAUUUCUACUUUUACCAUUGCACACGCUGGCUGCACAGCGCUCUCACAUGCGGGAUGGUGGAGCAAAUGAACAGAUCUUGGUGUUCGGUCUAUGUACGGCAGUCAGAGACACUGGCAGCUUCCCUGCUGGCAAGUGGAAGAUACGAGGCAAAUGCGAGGCAAAGUGAUUUGGAAUCCGAUGUGGGCAUUGCUG